Triticum dicoccoides is the source of this 1286-nucleotide messenger RNA. RefSeq lists its product as uncharacterized. NCBI's taxonomy places the organism in Eukaryota, Viridiplantae, Streptophyta, Magnoliopsida, Poales, Poaceae. The transcript has 3 exons. The coding region runs from base 97 to 1251 and encodes 384 amino acids. The record is from RefSeq and is a predicted model, not a curated record.
CUUUUCUCCGUUCCAGCGGCGGCGACAGAUCGAAGCCCGACGACGGCGGUGAGUGCGCAGCGGCGCCGGCAGAUCGAAGCCCGGCGACGACGGUGAAUGCGCAGCGUCGUGACUCUCUCCUUCCUUUCCUCCGCUCCUCAUCUGCCAUCAGAGGUCACAUGGCGGCGGCGGUCAACACCGGUGAGUGUCGCGCGCGGCCGCCGGAGCCCUGUGGAUGGCGGCGCUGUCCCUGCUUCUCUCCGGCCGGUGCGCCUGCUGUGCGCCCCAUGCGCUGGUGCUGCGCGUGCUGCGCCGGCCCUGCAUCUGUCCGGCAAGUGCGCAUGUUGUGCGCCCAGUGAGAACAGGUGUUGCGCGCGGUACGCCGGCGUGCUAGCUGCUUGGCCCUGCUUGCUGCGCGUGCUGCACGGACCAUAUGUACUAAUACGUGAUUUCUCCAUUGAUUUUCUAUCCAACAUGCUAAUCUUUUUUUGUUGUUUUUUUUUGUGCUGCAGCAGCUCAGGUCAAAGGCGACAGGGAAGUCAGGGACUACUACAUCUUCCUAUUGUUGAUUUCUCCCCAAAAUCUGAGGAUUGUAUUGGAGCUAUUGAUGGUACACAUGUACGUGCCUCUGUUACUCCUGAUAUGGAGCCUGCCUUUCGUGGUAGAAAGAAACAUACUACUCAAAAUGUGAUGGCGGCUGUUGAUUUUGAUCUUCGAUUCACAUAUGUGUUGGCUGGUUGGGAAGGGACAGCACAUGAUGCUACAGUUUUACGUGAUGCUUUAAUACGUGAAAACGGUCUACGUGUUCCACAAGGAAAAAAUUUUCUAGUUGAUGCUGGAUAUGGAGUCAAACCAGGGUUCUUGCCCCCUUUUCGUGGUGUGAGGUACCAUUUGAAUGAGUGGGGAAACAGUCCUGUGCAAAAUGACAAGGAGCUGUUCAACCUUAGGCAUUCUUCUCUCCGCACAACCGUAGAACGUGCAUUUGGGUCAUUGAAGAGAAGAUUCAAAAUUCUUGAUGAUGCCACUCCAUUCUUUCUUUAUCCUACUCAAGUAGAUAUUGUUGUGGCUUGCUGCAUCAUUCAGAAUUGGGUUCUAAAUGAUGGGAUUGAUGAAUAUAUCAUACCGGAAGAUGAAUGGGUGCCAAAUAUCACUCAUGCUUCAACAUCAGCUGGACAAGCAGAAGAACAUGCAUACAUGGUUAACUUUAGGCAAGGCCUUGCUGAUCAAAUGUGGGAAGACCGACAAAACUAUAUGCACCAUCAAAACAUGUAGUAGCUACCAUGUCAUUUAGCUUGCUGCAUCCCAAA